Messenger RNA from Taeniopygia guttata (zebra finch), 1293 nucleotides. The record is from RefSeq and is a predicted model, not a curated record. NCBI's taxonomy places the organism in Eukaryota, Metazoa, Chordata, Aves, Passeriformes, Estrildidae.
GAUGGCACGGCAGGCUGGAAGGGGAAGCUCGGUGGGCUCCGGCAGGAGGAGGGCGGAGGGGCUGGAGCUCCAGCGGGCCCACCGGCCGAGGGGCCUCCGGGAGCGGCCCGGAGCCCCGGCCCCGGAGCGGCCUAACCCGGGCCGGGCCAGGCUUUGGGGCCUGAGCCGCCCGGGGGUCGGUACCUGGACGGGUUCCUGCAGCACCGUCAUCCUGCUCUCCCCGGCCUCCGCCUCCUGGUCGCCGAGCCCGAGCGGGGCGGCCCCGGUGCCGGCCCGGCUCAGAGCGAGUCACGGCGGGGCCCGGCCCGACCGCGGCUCAUUUGAACCCGCACCGACCGUUACCGGAGCGAGCGAGGCCGGCGGGCGCCGAGUCCGCCCGAACCGGCGGCGGAAAUACCCGAACCGUCCGCCGGAAAUACCCGAAGGCGCAGGCGGAAAGAGCCGAGCGGCGACGGAAAACAGCUGGGAAAGCCGCGCUCGGCAGCGGGAGGAAACUGCGCGGCGCCGGAGAUGGCCGAAGUGGGGCGGAGAUGGCCGAGCCGAGGCGGAGAUGGCCGAGCCGGAGCGGAGAGGGACGAGCGUGAGGGGAAAGCCGGCAGGGCCUGUGGCUCGUCCCUCGGAGCGCCCGUGGAACGCAGAACUUGCACUUGGUGCCACAGAACGGGCUCUGGGGAUGCCCAGCUCUCUCGGGAGCUCCCGCGUCUCUCGUGGUGCGCGCUGGGUUUGCCCAGCGGCUCCCGUGUCCCCGCUCCCCGUGUCGGGGGCAGCACGGCCCGGCUCUGUCCCCGAGGGCUCCGUGCUGAUGGGGCUGCCCGGGAGGUUCAGCCGCGGUAUCAGAAAUCGCAGGAUCAUGUGGGCUGAGAAACACCUCCCAAACCAUUGAGCCGCCUUGGCAAUAGGCCAGAGCCUGAGUGCCCCCUCCAUCGUUCCUUGGACAUCUCCCUGGGCAGCCCCUUCCAGUGUUUAACAACAUUCUGUGAAGAAAUUCCUCCUGAUGUCCUCAUAUCCAGGAGUAAAACUGGCAGACCAGGCAUAGAACUGACAUCCAGACCUUCUUUGGUAUGAGAAGCUGUUUUAUCACAGCCUGAGGAGAUACAGGCUCUCUGGAGUGUGGGGGCUCCUUGUACCUCUCGUCAGAGUCCCAUGGAAUUCAUGUAAAACAUCCAAACUGUAAAAGGUCAGUGUUUGCUGUUGUCUUUGGAGAUCUGGAUUUACAGAGACUCCUCAGUCCUACAGUGCAGUUCUGUCUGUGGGGUCACACACUGGCACCCACAGAUGCUUUUAUAAAUGUCC